This is a messenger RNA of Nannospalax galili (Upper Galilee mountains blind mole rat), 5129 nucleotides long. It is a transcript of the gene Cacna2d2, whose product is annotated as calcium voltage-gated channel auxiliary subunit alpha2delta 2. The record is from RefSeq and is a predicted model, not a curated record. NCBI's taxonomy places the organism in Eukaryota, Metazoa, Chordata, Mammalia, Rodentia, Spalacidae. The transcript is spliced from 37 exons. The coding region runs from base 1 to 3231 and encodes 1076 amino acids. Gene Ontology annotation, cellular component: voltage-gated calcium channel complex. Gene Ontology annotation, molecular function: voltage-gated calcium channel activity.
AUGCAGCACUGGGCCCGGCGCCUGGAGCAGGAAAUUGAUGGUGUGAUGCGGAUUUUUGGAGGUGUCCAGCAACUCCGAGAGAUCUACAAGGACAAUCGGAACCUGUUUGAAGUACAGGAGAAUGAGCCUCAGAAAUUGGUGGAGAAGGUGGCAGGGGACAUCGAGAGCCUGCUAGACAGGAAGGUGCAGGCCCUGAAGAGACUGGCUGAUGCUGCGGAGAACUUCCAGAAAGCCCACCACUGGCAAGACAACAUCAAGGAAGAAGACAUCAUGUACUAUGAUGCCAAAGCCGAUGCAGAGCUGGAUGACCCAGAGAGUGAGGAUGUGGAAAGAGGAUCCAAAACCAGCACCCUGAGGCUGGACUUCAUGGAGGACCCAAACUUCAAGAACAAGGUCAACUAUUCAUACACAGCUGUACAGAUCCCCACGGACAUCUACAAAGGCUCCACCAUCAUCCUCAAUGAGCUUAACUGGACAGAGGCCCUGGAGAAUGUGUUCAUCGAGAAUCGCAGGCAAGACCCUACACUAUUAUGGCAAGUCUUUGGCAGCGCUACGGGAGUCACCCGAUACUAUCCAGCUACCCCAUGGCGAGCCCCCAAGAAGAUUGACCUGUAUGACGUCCGAAGAAGACCCUGGUAUAUACAGGGGGCCUCAUCGCCCAAGGACAUGGUCAUCAUUGUGGAUGUGAGUGGCAGCGUGAGCGGCCUGACCCUGAAGCUGAUGAAGACAUCCGUCUGUGAGAUGCUGGACACGCUCUCUGAUGAUGACUAUGUGAAUGUGGCCUCAUUCAACGAGAAGGCGCAGCCUGUGUCUUGCUUCACACACCUGGUGCAGGCCAAUGUGCGUAACAAGAAGGUGUUCAAGGAAGCUGUGCAGGGCAUGGUGGCCAAGGGCACCACAGGCUACAAGGCCGGCUUUGAGUAUGCCUUUGAUCAGCUGCAGAAUUCCAACAUCACCCGGGCCAACUGUAAUAAGAUGAUUAUGAUGUUCACGGAUGGUGGCGAAGAUCGUGUACAGGAUGUCUUUGAAAAAUACAAUUGGCCCAAUCGGACGGUGCGUGUGUUCACGUUCUCUGUAGGGCAGCAUAACUAUGAUGUCACACCCCUGCAGUGGAUGGCCUGCACUAACAAAGGUUACUAUUUUGAGAUUCCUUCCAUUGGAGCCAUCCGCAUCAACACGCAGGAAUAUCUAGAUGUGUUGGGCAGGCCCAUGGUGCUGGCUGGCAAGGAUGCCAAGCAGGUGCAAUGGACAAACGUGUAUGAGGAUGCCCUGGGGCUGGGGUUGGUGGUAACAGGGACUCUCCCGGUUUUCAACCUGACACAGGAUGGACCUGGGGAAAAGAAGAACCAGCUAAUCCUAGGUGUGAUGGGCAUCGACGUGGCUCUGAAUGACAUCAAAAGGCUGACUCCCAACUACACACUUGGCGCCAAUGGCUAUGUAUUCGCCAUUGACCUGAACGGCUAUGUGUUGCUGCAUCCCAAUCUCAAGCCCCAGACCACCAACUUCCGGGAGCCUGUGACUCUGGACUUCCUGGAUGCAGAGCUGGAGGAUGAGAACAAGGAGGAGAUCCGUCGGAGCAUGAUUGAUGGCAACAAGGGCCACAAGCAGAUCAGAACAUUGGUCAAGUCCCUGGAUGAGAGGUACAUAGAUGAGGUGAUUCGGAACUACACCUGGGUGCCUAUAAGGAGCACCAACUACAGCCUGGGGCUGGUGCUCCCACCCUACAGCACCUUCUACCUCCAAGCCAACCUCAGCGACCAGAUCCUGCAGGUCAAGUAUUUUGAGUUCCUGCUCCCCAGCAGCUUUGAGUCUGAAGGACAUGUUUUCAUUGCUCCCAGAGAGUACUGCAAGGACCUGAAUGCCUCAGACAACAACACCGAGUUCCUGAAAAACUUCAUUGAGCUCAUGGAGAAAGUGACUCCAGACUCCAAGCAGUGUAAUAACUUCCUUCUGCAUAACCUGAUCUUGGACACAGGCAUCACGCAGCAGUUGGUGGAACGUGUAUGGCGGGACCAGGACCUCAACACGUAUAGCCUGUUAGCCGUAUUUGCUGCUACUGAUGGUGGUAUCACACGUGUCUUCCCCAACAAGGCAGCUGAGGACUGGACAGAGAACCCUGAGCCCUUCAAUGCCAGCUUCUACCGCCGAAGCCUGGAUAACCAUGGUUAUGUCUUCAAGCCCCCACACCAGGACUCCCUGUUAAGGCCGCUGGAGCUGGAGAAUGACACAGUGGGCGUCCUUGUCAGCACAGCCGUGGAACUCAGUCUAGGCCGGCGCACACUGAGGCCAGCAGUGGUGGGCGUCAAGCUGGACCUAGAGGCUUGGGCUGAAAAGUUCAAGGUGCUCGCCAGCAACCGUACCCACCAGGACCAGCCUCAGAAGCAGUGCGGCCCCAGCAGCCACUGUGAGAUGGACUGCGAGGUUAAUAAUGAGGACCUACUCUGUGUCCUCAUUGAUGAUGGAGGAUUUCUGGUGCUGUCAAACCAGAACCAUCAGUGGGACCAGGUUGGCAGGUUCUUCAGUGAAGUGGAUGCCAACCUCAUGCUGGCACUCUACAAUAACUCCUUCUACACACGCAAGGAGUCCUAUGACUAUCAGGCAGCCUGUGCCCCCCAGCCUUCUGGCAACCUGGGUGCUGCACCCAGGGGUGUCUUUGUGCCCACCAUUGCAGACUUCCUUAACUUGGCCUGGUGGACCUCUGCUGCCGCCUGGUCUUUAUUCCAGCAGCUUCUUUAUGGCCUCAUCUACCACAGCUGGUUCCAGGCAGACCCGGCGGAAGCCGAGGGGAGCCCCGAGACCCGCGAGAGCAGCUGCGUCAUGAAGCAGACCCAGUACUACUUUGGCUCGGCGAACGCCUCCUACAAUGCCAUCAUCGACUGCGGAAACUGCAGCAGGCUGUUCCACGCGCAGAGACUGACCAACACCAAUCUUCUCUUCGUGGUGGCGGAGAAGCCGCUGUGCAGCCAGUGCGAGGUCAGCCGGCUGCUGCAGAAGGAGACACACUCGGACGGCCUGGAGCAGUGUGAGCUGGUGCAGAGACCGCGGUACCGAAGAGGCCCGCACAUCUGUUUCGACUACAACGCGACGGAGGAUACCUCAGACUGUGGCCGCGGAGCCUCCUUCCCUCCGUCACUGGGCGUGGUGGUUUCCCUCCAGCUACUGCUCCUUCUGGGCCUGCCGCCGCGGCCGCAGCCUCAAGUGCACUCCCUUGCUGCCUCCCGCCGCCUCUGAGCGACCCCCCCCCCAAACACACCCUACCCCCACCCCGGCCUCCUCCCCUCUCACCCACCUUCCCAUCCCGCAUUCCCCACCCUAGCGCCCUGCCACUCCCUCAGUGAAGGACCUGGGCCCCCCUGAGAGCCUGUGCCUUGGGGGUAGGGAAGCCCCAAAGGAGAGUGUCAUGGUGUUUGACACUCAAGAUUCAUCUCAGCGCUGAACUGUCCCAAGUGCAGAUCUUGGGCUCAUCCAGGGGUCUGGGACCAGAGGCCACAUGUACUGGUGCCAAACCAGGCCUCUGCUGCCCAACCUGCCUGGAGGCUUCCUCUGUAUAGGCAACCCUGCCUCUGCUGGAUGCCUCCAACCUGGCCCUUUGGCCCCAUCCAAACCGAAACCUAGCUAUCCUGAGGGGAAAAAAAAAAAUGAAGGAAGGUGAGAUGGAAGUGGUGGGAGAGAGGUUCUGGGGCAGCCCCCAAUGGGUUCCUGCUCCUUUCAGACCAACAGCCACAGUGCAUACUCCAUCCAGCCUUGCAGGUGGGGACAGUCUCAAACAAUGACAUCGGUUUAGACACACACCUGGACCCCUGAGGGCAGAAACUGGACUCACACUAGACAUACCGGAAGGCACACAAAAACAGACACAGACACACACCACAGGGGGCUCACAAAGCCUUACACAGGGCAAGAGUUUGGUGGGAAGGCUGGCACCUGUACAUUCCAUCUCCUACUCACCUCCGCCUCUAUUCUGAGAUGCAGCCCUGCUGGUCCUCCCAUCUCUAAAGCUGAAUGUCAAACAGUGCCAAAUGCUGGGGCAGAGGGGGAAGGCCCCUCUGUUCCACUCCUAACCACCAGUGUCCCCCAAGUGCCCCUUACCCUGCCAGGUGCUCAUUGUAACCAUUUCUCACUAGUGUCAGGCCCCCAGCAGGACCACUUAUCACUGCCUGAACCCUUCAGCAGAGGAACCCUCACCAGACCUUGCUCCUUGCCUUAGCAGGGGUGACUUGGUCUCUCCUGAUUGGGCCAUCCCACCCCCAAUCUGGCUCUAACACCCUCAGGCUCACUCCCUGUCUCUCUCUCUCUCUCUCUCUCUCUCUCUCUCUCUCUCUCUCUUUUUGCAGGCACGCACUCUCAUGCACUCCUUGCCCCCAGGAGGCCAAAUUGCCCCUUCCCUGUUGACCACACACUUGCACAUACACACAUAUAUACACUGCACACACAGAGCUGGGCCUGGGCACAUCUCUCCACACUAUCCAUUCUGGUCAUUUCCCCCAAAGGUAUCCUAUCCUGGAGGCCAGUAGGGGACUGAGGGCAGGAGAAUGUAGCCAUGAGGCUCAGAUGGACUGGGAGGAGGGGGGAGGGUGAUGCAUUAAUUAAUGGUUCCGUUAAUUAAUGUCAUGUUGCUUGUCAAUUUCUCAGUGUGUGUAUGGUCCAUGCCCGCUGCUGGUGCCAGGGUGGGUAUCCAUGAUGUGUGCCCAGCCUGGAUGUCAGCUGUGUCCUGUGGGGACGCGUGUGUAACUGUAGUGUAGUCAGGUGCUCAAUGGAGAUUAUAAACAUAAAAAAGAAACAAACACAUACAGAAAAAUAUAUAUUUUAAGUUUAAAAAGCAAAAAACAGACAAAACAAUCCCCAUCAGGUAGCUGUCCAACCCCCAGCUGGGUCUGAUCCUUCUCAUCACCCACCUGACCUGGCUGCCCCCUCACCUUGGGCUAGGGGGCUGGGGGACCAUUUCUUUUUCUCUGCCCUUUUUUUUGUUGUUGUUAUUCUAUUUUGUACAGACAAGUCGGAAAAACAACAGCGACAAAAAAGUCAAGAAACUUUGUAAAAUAUCGUGUGUGUGAUUCCUUGUAAAAUAUUUUCAAAUGGUUUAUUACAGAAGAUCAGUUAUUAAAUAAUGUUCAUAUUUUCACUUCAAA